AUUGAUCAUGUUCUUUUCCUUGUAUGCAUUAGUGUGAUUGGAGAUACGUGUGUUGCGAUGGAAGAUUGGCUGCAGAAUCCCACAGCCCACACAGCAUUAGAUGAGAUUCUUCCUUGUGUCGAAAAGGCCACUGCCAAAGAAAUUCAGACUGUAACCAUGAAUGUGAACUACCAGCUCGUCAGAUUGGUCAAUGGAGUGAUCAACACACUCGCAAAUGCCAACCCUCCUCCAGAUGUCAAGCCCCCUAUGAACUAUAACCAAUCUGGCCCGUCGGUGCCACCCCUUUGCGUUCCGUUCAAUUCCGAUCUCACCGACCGAAACUGCUCGGCUAAUGAAGUAGAACCGAGCAAAGCUCCCAAGGUUUGGGGGGAUUUCACUUGUCAAGUUUCAGGCAAUGACAUUUGCGCCACAACUGGCCGGUUGACCCCAACAUUGUACAACCAAAUGACAUCUGCAGCAAGCGUGAGUUAUGGUUUGUAUCGGUUUGGACCGUUCUUUGUGGACCUCGUAGAUUGUACAUUUGUUCGUCAAGUGUUUAUGGACAUCAGUAAAAAUCAUUGCCCUGGCCUCCGACUGUUCAUGGAAUUGACAUACGUUGGGUUGCUUAUGAUGUCUGGUUCUGUCAUGCUCUCCCUGAUCUUCUGGAUUAUAUAUGCAAGAGAGCGACGACAUCGAGUCUAUACUAAGCAAUUUAUUGCACGAACUCGCAGCUAGAUAUCGACUGAUGCAUCGGUCAGUUUCGUUCAAUCCCAUAUGUAUUCUAUUAAACACUCUCGAGUGUUUUCAUUUCCAUGUACAUUAUUUAAUGAUAUCA
Molecule: messenger RNA, 814 nt
Organism: Cucurbita pepo subsp. pepo (vegetable marrow)
Lineage: Eukaryota; Viridiplantae; Streptophyta; Magnoliopsida; Cucurbitales; Cucurbitaceae
Source: RefSeq, a predicted model, not a curated record